This is a messenger RNA of Prorocentrum cordatum, 2751 nucleotides long. The record is from the annotation of a GenBank genome assembly. Lineage: Eukaryota; Dinophyceae; Prorocentrales; Prorocentraceae.
AUGGAGGAGGACCUCGGCCCUUGGGAGGAGCGGGUACCCUACGCCAGGUACCUAGCAGGCCUCCAGUGGAUCCAGGAGCACAUCCCUCAGGACGAGCUUUCGGGGACGUUCCCCAUCGAGGCCGACUUCCAGACCGCCUCCCGCCUCCUGCUGAGCCUCCGCGGGGGGUCCCGGGGGUGUCCCGCCGGCGCCUUCGCUUGGACCCCUCGAGCAGGGUACCGUCCCACCGGCGACGCCGUCACCGACGUGGGUGCGGCGCCGGCGCCGUUUCGGGAGGCAGCGCAGGGGUGGAUGGGCAGUGCCUGCUGGCCGAACGCUGGCAGGCAGCGAGAGCUGCGCCGGCCACCCAAUCGGAGGGACCCUCCUCGGCCCUGCAGGCGGCGGGUGCCCCCUUGGCGGGAAAUGUACUACGGGACGCUGGAGGCGAUCUUCGGGGUACUGGGAGCAACCAGGAAAGCCAGGCCCCGCCGGACCCUCCUCGGGACGCCUCUGGCGACCUUCGAGACGCUGGAGGCGAGCGUCGGGACGCUGGAGGCGACCUACGGGAUGCUGGAGGAGGCGAUCCUCGGGACGACGGAGGCGAGCUUCGGGACGAUGGAGGUGUUCUUCGGGGCGCGGGAGGCGCUCAACGGGACGCCCUUCGGAGCGCUGGAGGCGAUCUUCGGGACGCUGGCGAUCUCCAGGGCGCGCUUCGGGACGACGGUUACCUCCUGGACGCUGGCGAUCUUCGGGACGCGGGCGGUCUUCGGGACGCGGGGGACCCUCGGGGUGCUGGCGAUCGCCGGGACGGCGGCAGCCCAGAGGGUGGCGACGGCCCCGGCCCUGGAGUGGCCGGCGCAGCUCCCCGGAGGGGACUUCGACGUGUUCGGCCUGGUGACUCAGGCGGCGGCCCAGAGGGUGGCGGCAGUCCCGGCUCUGGAGUGGCCGGCGCGACGCCCCGGAGGGGACCGCGACGUGUUCGGCCGGGUGACCCAGGCGGCAGCCCAGAGGGUGGCGGCGGUCCCGGCCCUGGAGUGGCCGGCGCGACAACCCAGAGGGGACCUCGACGUGUUCGGCCUGGGGACCCAGGCGGCGGCCCAGAGGAUGGCGGCGGUCCCGGCCCGGGAGUGGCCGGCGCGACGCCCCGGAGAGGACCUCGACGUGUUCGGCCCGGUGACCCAGGCGGCAGCCCAGAGGGUGGCGGCCGUCCCGACCCUGACGCGGCUGCCGCGACGCCCUGGGGAGGGAGGAGACUGGCCUGUGCCGCCGGAGGCGCGGAGCGACCCGCAGCCCCCGGGAGCCUCUGGAGAUUUCGGCCUGGAUCGGCCUGUGCCGCCAGGGGCGCGGAGCUAUUACCCGCAGCCCCCAAAGUCCUGUGGAGAUUCUAGCUUGGAUCGGCCUGGGCCGCCGGAGGCGUGGGACGACCCGCAGCACCCGGAGGCCUCUGGAGGUUCGGGCCUGGAUUGGCCGGUGCCGCCGGAUGCGCGGAGCUCCCCGCAGCCCCCGGAGGCCUCUGGAGAUUUUGGCCUGGAUCGGCCUGGGCCGCCGGAGGCGCGGGGCUCCUCUCAGCCCCCGGAGGCCUCUGGAGACCUCGCCCUGGACCGGCCUGUGCCGCCCGCGGCGCGGAGCUACCCGCAGCCCCCAGAGGCCCCUGGAGGGACGACGACCUCGACCACGGCGGGCGGCCGUAUUAUUAAGGACUGCGGAGCAGCCAACGCGGAGACGGAGGGGGCCCCCCGGGCGCGCGAUACGGCCAGCGCCCAGGAGGCCCUGGCGAAAAACCCACCCACCCACCCGCGGGGGGGGCGAAGCCUGCGGCUAAACCCAUCUGAACGCCCUCACCCGGGCGGGGAGACUCCCGCCGCUGGCGCCGACUCAGAGGCCGAGCAGAAGGCCCUGGCGAGGGAGGACCCCGACGCCGACGGCAAGCUUGACCCCGACGACGACGGGGGCGAGGGCAUCGAGGUGGAGGACGUCGGCGAUCCGGAGAGUGGGAUGGAGGCCAUGGCUGCCACCGCGGUCCCGCUCGCGGAAUCGAGGGGAGGAAGACUGGAGGAGGCUGGGGCGCAGAUGGACGGGGAAGGUCCUGCCCUCGGCCUUGGAGUCCCGCUCCUGGGAGCCGCCGUGGGCGUUGCCCAAGGGGGCUUGGCUGCCGGCGGCCCUGGUGGCGAGCUGUUCGCGCCCGCGCUGACCUCGGCGACGCUCGCGCUGGCCGGCGGCGCCGACGCUGGCCUCGGCGGCGCGGGCGCCAGCGGCCCGGCUGACGGCUCCGGCGGGGCCCCCGACGGCCCCGGGGGGGGCCCAGGGAAUUCUGAGCGCGCAUGCAUGAGCGCUCAGAAUUCGUCCCUGGCGGCUCCCGGCGCGGCCCGGGCGCCCGCUGGCGCGGGCGGCGCGACCGCCGAGGAGGGCGGCGCGGCGGCGGAGGAUCGCGAGGGCGAGGCGCGGACCCCAGAUCAAGGCCCAGCAGCCCCUCCGCGCUGGCGCGACCCCGGCACGCCUCUGGGCGGCGAGCGGCCAGCGGCAACCAGCCCAGACCUGGUCGGGGAUGGCCCUGGCGCAGUGCCCUUGGGCGGGGGGCCGUCGCCGCGCGCCGACGCCGAGCUCCCCGACGUAGAGCCGCUGCCGCCGCUGCUGGCCGCUGCCGCCGCAGGCCCGCCAGAGGUGGGCGUGCCGCUCGAGCGCUCCGCGCAGGCGUCGCAGAGCCAGCGAGCGGUGCCAGGCGGGAUGGCGCCAGCGCCGCUGGACCCCGCCGGAGCGCCUGCCGACGCGGCC